Messenger RNA from Raphanus sativus (radish), 2983 nucleotides. RefSeq names its product pollen-specific leucine-rich repeat extensin-like protein 3. The record is from RefSeq and is a predicted model, not a curated record. Gene Ontology annotation, molecular function: protein binding. The coding region runs from base 186 to 2696 and encodes 836 amino acids. The transcript has a single exon. Lineage: Eukaryota; Viridiplantae; Streptophyta; Magnoliopsida; Brassicales; Brassicaceae.
GUUUUGGUUACAAAGAGAUUUUUCUAUUCUUGUUAUUGUUUUGCUUCCGGAAGUGAAGCAAAAUCCUUCAAAAACAAAACAAGAGUCUUCUAAAUAAAGGGAAAGAAUGUUUGGUGACACAGAAAUGAGAAUCAUUUGGUGUUAUUAAUAAUAACCUUUUGGUGUCGUCAUACUUUCAUGCCCAUAUGUAUAAGCAGCCUUGGUUCUUUUCCAAGGUUUUGAUCAAAGCCAUGACUAAACCUCCUCCAUUUUCUCUCCUGGCCUUUAGCUGCUUCCUUUUAUUCUUCUUCUUCUCCUCCUUCUCCUCCGUUGUUUUAGCACUCACGGAUGCAGAAGCCUCAUUCAUUGCACAACGACAGCUCUUGACAUUACCCGAGGGUGGUGAUCUUCCAGAAGAUAUUGAGUAUGAGGUCGAUCUCAAGUUGACAUUUGCGAAUCAGAGGCUUAAGAGAGCUUAUAUUGCUCUACAAGCAUGGAAAAAGGCGGUCUAUUCAGACCCAUUUAACACCACAGGAAACUGGGACGGCCCGCACGUGUGUGACUAUACAGGCGUGUUCUGCGCACCAGCACUUGAUGAUCCUAACAUCGCAGUUGUGGCAGGGGUAGAUCUUAACGGUGCAGAUAUUGCAGGACAUUUACCAGCUGAGCUUGGUUUGUUGACAGAUGUGGCCAUGUUCCAUUUGAAUUCGAACCGAUUCUGUGGUAUCAUACCCAAAAGUGUCAAUAGGUUGAAGCUAAUGCAUGAGUUCGAUGUCAGCAACAAUCGGUUUGUUGGACCUUUCCCUUCUGUCGUUGUCUCGUGGCCAGCUGUUAAGUUCAUCGACCUAAGAUUCAAUGAUUUUGAAGGUCAAGUUCCUCAAGAGCUUUUCAAGAAGGAUCUUGAUGCAAUUUUCUUGAACAACAACAGGUUCACUUCCACCAUUCCUGAGUCACUCGGAGAAUCCUCAGCCUCCGUUGUGACCUUCGCUCACAACAAAUUCAACGGUUGUAUCCCUAAAAGUAUUGGAAACAUGAAGAAUCUUAACGAAAUCCUCUUUAAGGAUAACAAUCUCGGAGGUUGUUUUCCGUCAGAGAUUGGAAAGCUAGCUAAUAUGAAUGUUUUUGAUGCUAGCAUGAACUCAUUCACCGGUGUUUUACCACAGAGUUUUGUUGGGCUUACCGGAGUCGAAGAGAUUGAUAUCUCUGGAAAUAAACUCACCGGGUUUGUACCGGAGAAUGUAUGCAAAUUGCCUAAGUUAAGUAACUUGACCUACGCAUACAAUUACUUCAAUGGACAAGGUUAUAUGUGUGUACCAGGUAGUCAGACGGAUAUUUCAUUUGAUGAUACACGUAACUGCUUGCCAGAUAGGCCUAAACAACGGUCGGCAAAGGAAUGUGCAGUUGUUAUUAGUCGUCCUGUUGAUUGUAGUAAGGACAAGUGCGCUGGUGGUGGUUCUAGUCCUACUACACCGUCGAAGGGGAAGCCACCAUCACGGGUGCCAACUAGGCCUGUACACAAACCACAACCACCAAAAGAAUCACCAAAACCAAAUGCCCCACAUAAUCAGUCUCCUGUGAAGUUUAGACGUAGCCCACCUCCACCACCGGUUCUGUCUCCUCCUCCCUCACCGCCGAUGCAUUCUCCACCACCACCAGUCCAUUCACCACCACCCCCACCGGUCCAUUCUCCACCACCACCACCAACACCGGUCCAUUCUCCUCCACCACCACUCAAUUCUCCACCACCACCAGUCCAUUCUCCACCACCACCCGUCCAUUCUCCACCACCACCGGUGCAUUCACCACCACCACCACCGGUCCAUUCUCCUCCACCACCAGUCCAUUCUCCACCACCACCCGUCCAUUCUCCACCACCACCGGUGCAUUCACCACCACCACCGGUGCAUUCUCCUCCACCACCGGUGCAUUCACCACCACCACCGGUUCAUUCUCCUCCACCACCGGUGCAUUCUCCUCCACCACCGGUGCAUUCACCACCACCACCGGUCCAUUCUCCUCCACCACCACCGGUCACUUCUCCUCCACCACCGGUCCAUUCUCCACCACCACCUGUGCAUUCACCACCACCACCACCAGUCCAUUCUCCUCCACCACCGGUGCAUUCACCACCACCACCGGUCCAUUCUCCUCCACCACCACCGGUCACUUCUCCUCCACCACCGGUCCAUUCUCCACCACCACCUGUGCAUUCACCACCACCACCACCAGUCCAUUCUCCUCCACCACCGGUGCAUUCUCCACCACCACCGGUCCAUUCUCCACCUCCACCGGUAUCUUCUCCACCACCACCACCACCACCACAUGUCCAUUCACCACCACCACGGUUCCAGUCUCCACCACCACCGCUGGCCCAUUCACCUCCACCACUGGACCAUAACCCGCAACCACCAAUAAAGUCACCACAACCAAAUGACCCUUUUGAUCAGUCUCCAGUGAAGUUCAGGCGUAGCCCGCCUCCACCACAACAAUCACACCCAGUGGUUUCUCCUCCGUCUCCUGUUAACUCUCCACCACCGAUAUAUUCUCCACCGCCAACACCGGUUCAACCUCCACCAGAAACACCUGCCAACUCUCCUCCCCCACGAGCACCAACACGGACAGUAGAAGCAUCACCUCCAAGUGAAGAAUUCAUCAUGCCAACAAUCAUUGGCCACCAAUAUGCAUCGCCACCACCUCCAAUGUUUCCGGGCUACUAAUAUUAGAGAGAUAAUACAAGUUGAUGUUAUGAAUCAUGUCGUGAGAAGAAAAAAGAAAACCGGGAAAAAAUUGAGGAAGACAGAAGAAGAACAAGCAAGGAGGGCAAUGUAUCGUAGUGGCAUUAACUCCUUACAAAUAAUUUUAUAAUGUUUGUGUAGUAAUAACAGUUAACAUAUUUUUUAGUCCGUGAAAAUUUUUUACACUUUCAAAAGAAAGAAGGUAAUUCUUAUGCUUCUUCUCUCGUGUUGUUUAAGGCCCUUUUACGAUGAUGGUAUCUUAGAAUCUA